This is a messenger RNA of Somion occarium, 1829 nucleotides long. The record is from the annotation of a GenBank genome assembly. NCBI's taxonomy places the organism in Eukaryota, Fungi, Basidiomycota, Agaricomycetes, Polyporales, Cerrenaceae.
ACCAGGUGCUUUUAGGGGCGACCUCUUACGCAUUUUGCCUGGCAUUUGAACGUUUAUGCACAAGGCUUGUGCUCGUCAACGUGAAAGCAAGGAAGUGCCAAUAACGAUCGAGGACCGCUUCAGUUAGCCUGUGGUUGAUAAGAUAAGAUGCGAUAUUUCGAGUCAGAUUCCAAGUCGAUUCUUGUCACAAAACUUCGAGCAUUGGUUCCUUCAAUCCCACCCUCCAUUUCGAUCUCUACCCGAUACCACUAAAAUGUCUCGCCCUACCCUUUGGCUUCGUUGUGAAAAGAAGGAGUUCGAACGUCGUGCGGCUCUCACCCCAACGACUGCCAGGAGGCUGAUCGAUGCCGGCUUUGACAUUUACGUCGAGCGCGACGAUCAAAGAAUUUUCGACGACGCUGAAUACGAAGCCGUGGGAUGCAAACUCGUCGAGAACAACUCGUGGCCAAGUGCUCCGAGAGAGAUACCCAUCAUCGGAUUGAAGGAGCUCCCUCUAUCUGACGAGCCUCUGCCUCACACCCACAUUCAGUUUGCCCAUUGCUACAAGAACCAAGCAGGCUGGUCCUCUGUGCUUGCGCGAUUCUUCAGGGGCGGAGGCACCCUCUAUGAUCUCGAAUUCUUGACUGACGAAAGCGGCCGCCGCGUUGCCGCUUUUGGAUAUCAUGCAGGAUUUGCUGGUGCCGCUGCUGGUGCUCUUGCAUUGGCUGCCAAGAAAAGGGGAGAAAAACUCGGACAACUUGAGCCUUACGCUAACGAGGAUGCCAUGGUCCACUCCGUCAAGCAGGCCCUCGGCGGAACUGGCAAGGGAGUGAAAGCACUCGUGAUCGGUGCUUUGGGCCGCUGCGGUCGCGGUGCAGUCGAUCUAUUCAAAAAGAUUGGUCUAGAAGAGGCAGAUAUUUUGAAAUGGGAUAUGGCAGAGACAGCAAAGGGAGGACCUUUCCAGGAGAUCCUUGACGUUGACAUCUUUGUCAACUGCAUUUACCUCUCAUCUCCCAUACCUCACUUCGUCACUCAUGAGCAAAUACGGGCAGCAGGGAAGGGCCGGGGUCUCUCCGUAAUUGUUGAUGUGAGCUGCGAUACGACCAAUCCUCACAAUCCGAUUCCCGUCUACAACAUCAACACCACUUUCUCCGAGCCUACAGUUCCUGUCGAAGUGGGACCGGAGAACCCACCCUUGUCGGUGAUUUCCAUCGACCAUCUGCCAACCUUGCUGCCUAGAGAAGCAUCAGAGCAAUUCAGUUUAGAUCUACUUCCAUCGUUGCUUCAGUUACCCAACAGACAGGCGGCGCGAGUUUGGACGGAAGCUGAGAAGCUUUUCAAAGAGAAGUUGGCGUUAGCGGUCAAAGCCGAAGGGUUGUAAAGGGAUAGAAUGUAUAUCAGAGAUAGUCACUGUACCCAAAGGCUACUGUAUACCGAUUUCAUUUAUUUGAGAAGGCUGUAUACUGAUUUCAUUUACCUGAAAAGACGCGUUGAAGAGGACAACGGUGGGAGUGACACAAUGCCGUGGAGAUGUAUAAAGUGUACGAAGCUCGGACGGUAUUCAAGUAAGCUGCGUCAUGAUGUGGCUCUGAACAGGUUUGUGAUUCCGAUAAAGAUGAAGCACUGCUACAGUAAGUGAUGCUGCGCACACGAGACGUCCGUAGCUGUCACAAGAGUGUUCCAGGAGCAAGUGUGCAUAUUCUGAUCAUGUGUUGAACUGUUACGGGUCGCAACGAAUGUCAUGGCUUGUUUAAGCAGUUGCUUUACCCGUAUUCCAGCUUCCAUAGAUGAUCGCAAGGGCACUAGAAGAGAGCGUUCGCCUGGGUAACGACCGUCACCGCAGAUCUGUG